Gaeumannomyces tritici R3-111a-1 is the source of this 2003-nucleotide messenger RNA. RefSeq lists its product as hypothetical. The record is from RefSeq and is a predicted model, not a curated record. Bases 75 to 2003 code for a protein of 642 amino acids. NCBI's taxonomy places the organism in Eukaryota, Fungi, Ascomycota, Sordariomycetes, Magnaporthales, Magnaporthaceae. The transcript is spliced from 3 exons. Gene Ontology annotation, cellular component: spliceosomal complex.
CAGGGUGUUUGCUAGUUUGGUUCUACGGAGAAGGAACAGCGAAUGAUUACGAAAAAGGGAAAAACCACGAGGAAAUGGGAAACAAAAUCGAAACAUAUCUACCAGGCACCUAUCACAGGGCAAGGGCCGUUCGCAUGAUGGGCUUUUCGGGUCUGCCCAACAAGCGCAAACUCGACACAGUUAGAGACCCGAACGAGAUCUACAAAUCGGCCAAGCUCGGCGGCAGCAGCAACGGGAGGCACACACAAGUAGAGGAUGAGGACGAGGACAUGACCGAGGCCGGGCCGGCCCCUCCCCCAGAGGGAGAAGACGACGAUGACGGCGAAUACGGACCGACCGCACCACAGGACGACGAGGGCGACGACGAGGAAGGGCGCUUCUUCGGCGGAGGCAUCACGAGGCAGGAGGCCGAGGUGCUAGACUACGUCGAGGGCGCCGACAACGAGCCGGCGGCGGCCGACGAGAAGAUGGACGCGACCUGGCUGCGGCGCACGGCGCUGGCCUUCGAGAAGAAGAUCAACCGCAACGCCGAGCUGCGCGCGCGGCACGCCGACGAGCCCGCGCGCUUCAUCGACAGCGAGGCGGACCUGGACGCGGCCGUGCGCGCGCUCUCCAUCCUGGCCGAGCACCCGUCGCUGUACGGCGAGUUCGCGCGGCUCGGCUGCGCUGCCAGCCUGGCGUCGCUGCUGGCGCACGACAACGCCGACGUGGCGCUGGCCGCGAUCCAGAUCGUGGGCGAGCUGACGGGCGACGACCUGGGCGGCGGCGGCGGCGGCGCCGCCGCCGCCACCGACGCCGACUGGUCCGCCCUGGUGGAUGCCCUGCUCGCCGCCGACCUGCUACCGCUGCUCGUGUCCAACCUGGGCCGGCUCGACGAGUUCGGCGACGACGACGCCGACCGCGAGGGCGUCUACCGCAUCCUCGAGGUGACCGAGAACCUGUGCUCGCGGCCCGAGACUGCCGAGGUGGUGGCGCGGGACGAGCAGCUCGUGCGCUGGCUGCUCGCGCGCGCCGCCAAGGACGAAGGAGGAGGGGCCGCCGUGUCGCAAAACAAGCAGUACGCCGCCGAGAUGCUCGCCAUCCUGGCGCAGGCCGCGCCCGCCAACCGCGCCCGCCUGGCCGGGCUCGACGCGGUCGAGGCCCUGCUGCAGCUCGUGGCGCCCUACCGCGCCCGCGACCCGGACAAGGGCGACGAGGCCGAGUACAUGGAGAACCUGUUCGAGGCCCUCACGUGCAUCGUCGACGAGGACACGGGGCUGGGCCGCCAAAAGUUCGUCGAGGCCGAGGGCCACGCGCUGUGUCUUGUCCUGGCGCAGUCGUCGUCGUCGUCGUCGUCGGGCAAGAGCGCAAGGAAGGCCCGGACGCCCGCGCUCCGGCUGCUCGACCACGCCGUGAGCCGCUCGCGCGAGGCGGGCGUGUGCGAGCGCGUCGUCGAGUACGGCGGCCUCAAGACCCUCUUUACACUCUUUAUGAAGAUCAAGACGGGCAGUGGCGGCGGCGGCGGCGGCGACAGCGCGCGCGCGCUCGAGCACCUGAUAUCCAUCUUCUCGUGGAUGCUGCGCCUGCUGCCGGCCGAGUCGGCCGAGCGCGUGCGGACGCUGGCCAAGUUCGUCGAGAAGGACUACGAGAAGACGACGCGGCUGGCAGCGCUGCGGCGCGAGUACGCGACGCGCGUGGCCGCCGUCGACGCCGCAAUCGCGCGCGAGGCCGACGCCAUGGGCGCCGACGCCGCCGCCGACGACGCCGCCGCCGUUGACGGCUGGUUCUCGCGCCGGCUCGAUGCGGGACUCUUCUGCCUCCAGACCCUCGACGUCAUCCUCGCCUGGCUGGCGGCCGAGGACGCCGGCGUCGGCCGCAGGAUCGGGGAGCUGCUGGCGGACAAGGGCGGGACGGACGUGAUCAAGGCGAGCCUGAGGGAGCAGGCCGAGGGCGUGGACACCUCGACCGACGACGGGAAGGAGAUGCUCGACAUGCUAAAUACGCUUGCAGAUUGUAUCGACUAG